This is a messenger RNA of Prionailurus viverrinus (fishing cat), 3013 nucleotides long. RefSeq names its product coiled-coil domain containing 34 (gene CCDC34). Bases 68 to 1156 code for a protein of 362 amino acids. NCBI's taxonomy places the organism in Eukaryota, Metazoa, Chordata, Mammalia, Carnivora, Felidae. The record is from RefSeq and is a predicted model, not a curated record. The transcript is spliced from 6 exons.
GCGCGCGGGGCCUGCUGGGAGAGCACGUCCCCGCCGCCACUCUGCCGGUUUGAACUUGGCGGGCCCGAUGUGGGCGGCCGGGCUGUGGGGGGCUGCUUCGCUGGCUUCCUCGGCCGGCUGCAGGUCCAGGUCUCGGCCUUCCUCCGGGCCCUUCUCCGACCUCAUGGCGGGCGCCCCGGGGCAGGGGCCGGAGACGGUGACGGUCUGCUCGCCGUCGCCGCCGCUGAGCUGCAGCAAUUCCACCAUGUCACUGUUGUCUCCCCUUGGCCACCAGAGCUUCCCGUUUGACUACGACGAUGGCGACGGGGAGGAUGAGGAGGACGUGGAGGAAGAUGCUCAGGAUUUAGAAGCUAAGGUGGCGAACCUGAGAGGAGUGGAGUUACAGGGGUGCGUCAGCAGUGUGGUUGGAUCAGAAGAUAACCAAGAACAGAAACAGGUGUGCCUACCCGAAAGCCGCCUGACACCAUGGGAAGUGUGGUUUGUUGGCAAAGAAAAAGAAGAGCGUGACCGUCUGCAACAGAAGGCUCUGGAGGAAUUAAAUCAACAGCUAGAAAAAAGAAAAGAAAUGGAAGAACGUGAAAAAAGAAAGGCAAUUGCUGAAGAAAAGCACAAGGAGUGGGUUCAGAAGAAGAAUGAACAGAAAAAAAAAGAAAGGGAACAAAAAAUUAAUAAAGAAAUGGAGGAAAAAGCAGCAAAGGAGAUGGAGAAAGAACAUUUGCAAGAAAAGGCAAAAGAAAAAUAUCAGGAAUGGUUGAAGAAAAAAAAUGCUGAAGAAUGUGAGAAGAAGAAGAAAGAAAAGGAAAAAGAAAAACAACGGCAAGCUGAAUUACAGGAAAAAAAGGAAAUAGCAGAGAAAAAGUUUAAGGAAUGGUUGGAAAAUGCAAAAAAUAAACCUCGUCCAGCUGCAAAGGGCUAUGGUUAUGCCAACGGAAAACUUACAGAUUUUUACAGUGGAAAUUCUUAUCCAGAACCAGCCUUUUAUAACCCAAUUCCAUGGAGACCCAUUCAUAUGCCUCCUUCCAAAGAAGCUAAGGACCUAUCAGGAAAGAAGACUAAAAGGCCUGUAAUAAGUCAGCCACACAGGUCAUCGUCUCUGGUGGUUCAGAAAGCCAGAAACAAUCUUUGCCUUGGAACUCUGUGCAGAAUACAAAGAUAGCAGAUAUGGGAAAUUGCAUGCUUUUACCUGGAGCUAUUUAAUUUUAAAAUUAGAAUAGUUUUUUUACUGCUCAGGCAGCAGCUCAACAUUUGAUGUGAUUAUUAACAAGUUCAUGUUUUUGCAUUUGUAUAUGUUGUCCUUAGAGUUAAUUAAGGAAGACGUUUUAUACAUUUUCAUUUUUGUAAGUGCUUCAAGGUAGAUCUUGGCAUAUUGUUUCACAGGAUAGGUGACUGGAUAUCUAACAAUUGUGUUUCUAUUUAGCUUGUAUUAAAACGACAUUGUAAUACCAGUAAAACCAACAAUUUGUAUGGUGUUCUUUCAUACUCUGUGUUUAUUUGUGUUUAUGUUUAUCAUAGUAAGAUUAAGCUUAAAUUGUUCAAAUAAGCUUUUGUAAACUGCAUGCUCAAAAUAACUCUUAGAAGAAUCUAAAUGGGUUAGACUUCUAGAGUAAUCAAACACAGUCUUCCUUGAUAGCUUUUGGUGUAUUUUUCCUUAUGUAUAUAUUUUUAAAUAACUAGAGGCAUGUUUUUUAUAACAAAGAAAUGAGGGUUGAGUUUUUGAAAGGGAAACUUAAAAGCAUUGUUAUAGGCUGUGGAUCUUAGGUUAACAUGUAGCAAUCUUGAGACACUAAUAGUAUUUUGCUAUACUUCGUACAAAUACUUAUACAUUCAUUAUAAUUAGGUAGUUAAUUUUGAAAUUAAGGUUAGCAGUACUAAAUUUUAAAAGUCUGUAUCUUUUUUUAGGGACCAUCAAGAAAUGAAGAUUUGUUGUGGCAAUAUAAAGUUCAGUAAAUUGAUUUAAAAGUGAUUCCUAUUUAGAAUAUACAUAUUCCAUGUUUCUGCUAGGUUAGUAAUUUGCCAAGUUUCUAGUGACUAACGGGCAGUGGUGUUGACCAACGCAAAGGAGCGACAGUAGAAUCUUUGAAGGGCAUUCACGUCAUCAGAAAGCUAGGAAAAUUCACUUCUAAGCAGGAAACAGUUUGGGAGGUGCCAGUAGGGUUUGUUGGGACAGAAUAAUGGUCAGAUUUAUAAGCCUGACCAUCCUUCUCAGAACCUCUUAGACAUAGUGGUAUUUUCAGACAAUCAUUCCACUUGAACAAAUUCACCUCUGUAGAGAGAACGUGCAAUUUGCCAGUGUAGUGAUAAACUUGUGUGUCGCUUAUCGCUAAGUAUCCAUAGGCCUGAAUUCCUGCGAGUUUUAGAUGUAUGUUAUAUUUAAGAAACCUUCAAUUUCACACAGUAGAUUCAGGUGUUUAGGCAACUUCUAGCUAUAACCAUAAUUCUAAUAAUACUUUGCUCAAUCAGUCAUUAAUUAGUUUGACCAGUAUUACAGCAGUCUCUCCUUGUCUCUGGUUUCGCUUUCCAUGGCUUUAGUUACCUGUGGUCAACCACUGUCCCAAAAGAGGGUAACUACAGUACAAUAAGGUAUUUUGAAAGAGAAGCCACAUUCACAUAACUUAUUACAGUAUAUUGUUAUAAUUUGUUCUGUAUUGUUAAUCUCUCACUGUGCCUAAUUUACGAGUUAAACUUCAUCAUAGGUAUGUGUGUAUAGGGAAAACCAGUAUAUCUAGGGUUUGGUACUAUCUGUGGUUUCAGGCACCCACUAGGGAGGGGUCUUGGAACCUAUCCCCACAGAUAAGGGGGAACUAUUGUAAUUGAACAUUUAUUCUGUAACAGAUGUUUUGCAUACUGAUUUAGGAAUUUAAAUGACAUAUUUCUUUAAUUCAGUCAACAUUUUCGGCCUAACCAGGAAAACCUGUAACAGACUAAAUGCUAUAAUACACUGCUUAAAAAUGAAGUACAGGGGCAUCUGGGUGGCUCAGUCGGUUAAGCAUCCAACUUUAGCUCAGGUCAUAAU